This is a messenger RNA of Nilaparvata lugens (brown planthopper), 6069 nucleotides long. Its product is annotated as ubiquitin carboxyl-terminal hydrolase CYLD-like. Gene Ontology annotation, cellular component: cytosol. Bases 453 to 3278 code for a protein of 941 amino acids. The record is from RefSeq and is a predicted model, not a curated record. NCBI's taxonomy places the organism in Eukaryota, Metazoa, Arthropoda, Insecta, Hemiptera, Delphacidae. The transcript is spliced from 14 exons. Gene Ontology annotation, biological process: protein K63-linked deubiquitination. Gene Ontology annotation, molecular function: cysteine-type deubiquitinase activity; K63-linked deubiquitinase activity.
AAACAGAAAAUGACACUGACAGCAAACCAGGAGACAGGUAGUCCUGAAUAUUAAAUAAAAUUCUUGAUGUAAAUAGAAAAUAAUCGCGAAUUAAGUGCUUAAUUAGUGGUGUGAUUAUGAAUUGUGACAAGAUUUAAGUAUUAGUCAUAAGAAAGUAUGACUCAGUUUUACAUCAGUUCUACGUUUUGAUUAUAGAUUUGAUUGCUGUCACAAAAUAUUUUUGAGAAUAGUUUCUUUAGUUUAGUACGUAUUUACUACUUUCUUUCUAUUCUGCAUGCUGAAAAUGCAUAAUUGAAUGUAUAUUAUUUAGAUCAUAAUCUAGACAAUGGUUCUAGUUAUUAAUGCUUGGAAAUCGUGUUGUAUGUCGCACCUUUAUUUCAUUGUAAUGAACUCCAUGCUUUAUAAGAUUUUAUGCUGUGCUCCGUAUUUAUCAUAAAACAUUCGAUUCCAUAAUGAAUUCCAAUAGAAGAAAAGGCAAAUAUUUAAACGAUUUCUACAUAGUGUCGAAGAAUGUACCAGCGACGAAGAAGGUAGAAGAUGGGAAAAAACAACAAAAGACAUUAAUUUUGGGAUCACUUGUUUACGUUCAUGGAUUUGUUGACGAUACACAUGUUGAAUGUAAAGUUGUGUCUUGUGAAGAAGAAAGCAGUGGUUUUAAUGAAGAUGAUGUAUGGAUAUGUCCGAUUACAUUACUUUGUCGCGUUAAUAAAGAUCUAUGGCCGCUUCUCCAAGCUAUCCCUAAACCUACUACCAAAGUUUGCAUUCUGAAAGAUAAAGAAUUGUGUGACGAGCUCACAAAAAUCACAAUAGGCAGUCGCGUAUUCUUUUCAGAUAGUGAAAACUUUGUGAAUUCUUGUGAAGCUGUUGUGAAAUAUAAAGGACCAAUUACAAGAAAAGGACUUGGCACAUUCUACGGAAUAGAGAUUUUGGACUCCGAUUAUUUUGAUUAUUCAGAAAAGAAUGAUGGUUCCUACGCAGGGCAUAAAUAUUUCACAUGCCCUCCAGGACGAGGAAAAUUUGUGUCUGUGAAUAAAUUACGUCUGACCUCAUUUAAAAUGCCCACCAACUCUGUGAUGCAGUUGACAGAUAAAUUCGAGAAUUUAUCAUUAAAUAAUAAUCAGAUUGACAUUCCUAAAAAUGAUGGACGUGGGUUUGAUGGAUCAAAUAUGCGACCAUCUGAUCCACCAUUGAAGGCAGGAGACCGUGUGGUGUGGGUGACAGAUGACGCCAAUAUCGAGGGAGUUGUCAAAUCAUUCGAGUGCAAUGACUUCAGUGUUCCAAUAGUGGAAGUUGAACUUGAUAGUAACAAAGACUAUAGCAAUCCAAUUAGUGAUCGGGCAAAUAGGAGGAAGAGAAUUCCUGCAUUGGAGCUGGUGAAAGCUGACGACUUCUAUGAUAAUUCAGGCUUGAGGAGGACGAAACAACGAACUAAGAGUGAAGGAAGCUCUUCGGGCUAUUACUCGCAGAACUGCACUUGUCGCGAUAUGCCUUGUAACAAAUUUCGCUGCUCCGACUCGUUUCAACAUAAUAAUUUCAACUCAGAGAAAGCUUCCACAUCGAAGGCGGUCAACGAUGUCUGCUUGAACGGCUUGACCGGCAAAGACUUGUGCAAAAUCAUUCGCUGUGACUACAGAGAAAUCAACAAAUUCCCAGUUCCAUCAAAUAUUAAGUCGCAGAAAAUUAUUAAUUCGUCAGGAAAACUUUCGCCGUUUGAUUAUCCCACUAAUCAUGUUGAAGAUGGUCGUUUGAGUAGUAGUGAUUGCAAUUACUAUGACAAUCCAGAACGUGGUGUUUCAGAGACCGAGUCAGACUCAGAACUGUGUGAGGACUCUUUAGUUGAGGUGGAGAUAGAUGAUGAACCACACUAUGGCGUUAUCAGGUGGCUCGGCGAAUUCACUGACCACAAAUCUGGUAGGCCCUAUAAAGUUGCUGGCAUUGAAAUGGAAAAUGAAGACCCCAAUUUUGGUAAUGGAACUUACGAUGGCACAAGAUACUUCACAUGCAAUCCUAAUCGCUCCCACUUCAGCUUGUUGGAGCAUUGCAAAAAGGAUUCGAGGUUUCAGGACUGCCGUCCGAAUAUUGAGGAAAUAAAGAAGAAAGAGUUUGGUAUGAUCGAUUGCCCGGUAGUGCCUGGUAUACGGCAGCCCAUAACCGUGGAUAAAGAUGUCGCGUCGAUUUGUGGAAAGAAUAAAGGCAUUCAAGGUCAUCAUAACUCCUGCUAUCUGGAUGCGACCCUCUUCAGUAUGUUCACAUUUACCAGUGUAUUCGACUCGCUACUGUUCCGGCCGGCUACUAACAACGAUAUACGGCGCUACGAAGAGGUACAGAAGGUUCUUAGAGAAGAGAUUGUCAACCCACUCAGAGAGAAGCUGUUUGUUAGAGCGGAUCGAGUUAUGAAAUUGAGGACCCUCCUGGAAGAACUGAGUUCUGUGUCUGGUCUCACCAGUGAAGAGAAAGACCCGGAAGAAUUCCUGACAUCCCUAGUAACACAAAUCCUAAGAGCUGAGCCCUUCUUGCAGUUCAAUACUGGACAGGAAGCUAAUCAUUAUCAAUUGUUUGUGGAGAAAGAUGAAAAAUUGACAUUCCCAACUGUGCAGCAGCUAUUCGAACAGAGCUUCCUCUCAAGUGAUAUUAAGCUGAAGCAGGUACCCCCUUGUUUGAUCAUUCAGAUGCCCAGAUUUGGCAAGUCUUUCAAAAUGUAUCCAAGGAUACUUCCAUCAUUGCUUUUGGACGUCACAGAUAUUAUCGAGAACUCUCCACGACAGUGCACAGUAUGUGGUGAGUUGGCACGAUUCGAAUGCAAGCAAUGCUACAAUCAGUGCGAUGAAGGCUUACAAAGCAUUUCAUUUUGUGAGCGUUGUCUUGAUAAGGCUCACAGCCACCAUGACAGGACAAAUCACCGAUGGCGACCUCUAGCUGUUCCGCCUGAAUUCGACAAUCUGUCUCCAGACCUGCUCGGCACAAUUCCUCGUCUCUACAUGGAAUUGUUCGCAGUCGUCUGCAUCGAAACGUCGCACUAUGUGGCUUUCGUCAAGUGUGGACCGGGCCCUGAAGCUCCCUGGUGCUUUUUCGACUCAAUGGCUGAUAGAAAAGGUGAACAGAACGGCUACAAUAUACCGGAGAUGGUGGCCUGUCCGAAUCUGCCGUACUGGCUGUCGGAGAAGGGCGCCCACCACAGCGUCAAGGACGACAGGCAGCUGCCGGAACAUGAGAAGCGGUUGCUGUGCGAUGCCUACAUGUGCAUGUACCAGAGCUCCGAAGUUAUGAUGUACAGAUAAACACAUUCGUCUAGAUUACUACUGGCUUUAACACCAUCUAACAUUUAAGGCAUUGUUUCUACAGUGACAUUCACUUUCAACUGUAAGCAUUCAGUUCAACUGUCACAUGGUUCAGUUCAGUUCAAGUAUCAUGCAGUGCUGACAGUUUAAAAUGAAUCUCACUGUUUAUAAUCACUACUUAUAUAUACAUAUUAUUGCUUCCAUUGAAGUGAAGUUAUCUUCAAGUAGUUGAGCACAUUUCUGACAACGAUGUUCAUGCUUCAAGUGAUCGAAUAAAGUGUGUAAUUUACUGUGUCUAAACUUAAAUCAUGUACAGUAUCAUCAUUAUAAAUAUGUGUAUCAUUAUUUUGUUCACACAAUUUCUGACUGUAUGUUCUCACUGGUAUCGUUUCGUAGUUCUGUAGUCGCAUUGAUGUUUUAGUAGGUCGUUUAUUUGUUGAUAGGAUCCGAGAGUAAUUCUAUUCUAUUUAGAUGUCAGAAAGCACCAAAUUUUUUGUAGGAAAAUAAGCUUGAAAGCUGAAGAUGAUGGGCUUUGCGAUCAUAUUCCAGAGGAACUACACAUGUUCCUUAUAAACUCAAAAACAAUGAACAUCUUUUGAUUCAUUGUGAAAUUUUAUUGAAAAGCGGUUGAUUGUACUCCUUGAUGUUAAUCCCUGUAAAUAUGGUGAUUACCUCUGGAACUUAUUCCAGUUCUUUGGGGCCUCAAUAUAAAGUUAAAGUUUCUCUUAGUGCUCCAUGGUUGUGAAAGUGACGCAUAACUUAGCUACAUUUGGACAGUUGUAUAAAUUAGAAUUGGAACCGCUUUAGGCUUAAGCCUGUUAUACUUUUCUGAAUUUUUUUAAAUUCUGAAUGAUUGAAUGUUGGCCGAUAUCUACAUUUUAACACAGCAAGGAGGUCAUGAAAGUCUGCCACCUACUUUGAAUUCCUUUUGUACAGGUUCUGAGUUCUUGCAUAGUCACGUCACUGUUUCAUGUCUUGGAAAGUUUUACUUUUUUGUGAAGUUUUCAAAGUAUAUUGUGAAAUUUGAUGAAAUACUGCAUAAUAUGGUUUUAUUUAGAUUUGUUAGAUAAUAUUAUAUCAACUAGAUCGAAAUAUUGCAACCAGAAAAAUCCAGAAUUUUAGCUCAUGGUGUAUUUGAAAAUUCAUUUCAAUAAGGAAUGAAAUGUUUGACGUGUGUUGGAUUGGAUUUUCAACGUAUGGUAUGUUUUCAAUAGGUAGUUCAAUAUUAAUCAACUUUCAUUUAUAGGAAAACAAAUCAGAAACAUCGAAGACCUCCAAAAUAUAGAGACAAAGAGAGUUGCAAUUUCUCAAAAAACGACAAGCUUGUGGGCAACCAUAACAUUUCUCUAGACCCGUAAAUGAAUAAUUUUCUCUGCGUCUUCCACUUUGUAAGCUUUAUGGAUAAUUAUUUAUUCUUUAUAUUCAAAAAAUGAAUAAACAAUCAAAUACAUCCCAAAAAGCAAAUAUUAUUGUAUAAUGUCUGUAUGUUUUCAUACCCAUCAAUCUGUUACAAUAUUCCAAUAUCAAUAAUUAUUGUAUAUUGUCAAUAUUUAUUGUGUAUAUUGCCAAUAUUGUUAUUAUUCUAUUACUUUCUUGAAAAUGUAUUGAAUGAAUUCGCUACCAUUUAACAAUAUGUUUGCUUUCUUUUGACUUGUAGAUACUUAUAGAAAUAGAAGAGGAAUGGUUUUUCCGAUAUUUUUGAACGAUACAUAGAAUGAAGUAAUUGAUAAAGGUAGGACUAGUUGAAUACUCGAUAAAUGAAAAUAUGAUUGAAAGGGAGAAAUAAAUAUCAGUGAGAGCAAGAAGUUUCAGGAUAACACCAAUGAAAGUUACCAUGAAAGUUGAAUAUUGUACAUUUUACAAAUAAAAAUAAUUUAUCUGAUAAUGUAUCUGCUUUUCAUCUGGUGGACUAUUUCUGGCUAAUUCUGUACAUUCUUUUUUGUUUCCGGAAAUAUUAACAGGGUAAUUAAAUCUAGUUCUGGAAUACCUGUUUUUCAGUAGGAAACGUGUAGACAAUAAUGAUGUCCACCAGUGUUUUAUUAAUACUAUGUUAUGGAAAUUUAGAGAUUGCAGAUUAUAAUUUAUCAGUAUUCAUCCUCGGAAUCAUAAAUAAUAUCUUUGAGCACGUCAUUAUUUACUAUUGAAACUAAAAUAUAGUUAAUAUUUUUCGAAGCUAAUUGAAUGUGGCUGUUAUCAAGAGAAAACGAUAGCAACUAAUAAGCGUGAAGAGUUGCAUUAAUGAAAACAAAUAGAAUAGGCAUUGACGUUUUGUAGAGGUAAACCAUUUUUGAAAACCAAUAUUAUUGAAUAUACAGUUGAUAUAUAUUCUGUUUUCAAUGUUCAAAUGAUUCUAAUUUCGGAAAGAAAUAUAUUUUUAUUGUUGUAUCUUACCUAUAUGAUUAAAACCUAUUUGUGAGAAUCUUAGUUGUUAGGUACGGUUGUCAACUCAUACCAAUAAUUAUUUCACCAACUUCGAUGUACUGCAUAGAACCAAAUAACAUUUAUAAAAUAAACCUAUUAUAACUAAACACACUAAAAGUGUCGAUUCCUAACAGAGUAUUUAUAAUGUUAAUGACUUAUUGUAAUUCCUUGUAGAAUAAUUAUUUAGUAAUGUCAUUUGAUGGUGAAUUGUUUUGUGAUAAACCGUUUUUAUUACCCUAUAAAAUUGGAUGAUAAUGACAUUAUUGUCACAAACAUUGGCUUAAUUUAGUUGUAAGAUUGCAAUUAUUUUCCAUAUUGUAUAGAAGAAUCACUUAACAUUGCUAUGUAAAAAAAUUAUCUUUUUAAAUAA